Psylliodes chrysocephalus is the source of this 1093-nucleotide messenger RNA. The record is from the annotation of a GenBank genome assembly. NCBI's taxonomy places the organism in Eukaryota, Metazoa, Arthropoda, Insecta, Coleoptera, Chrysomelidae.
CUAUAAACGUCCUUGUCCUUAACCUAACAAUGAUCUAACAUAAUAAAAUGUCAUAGUAAAUGCUCAUCAAAGAAUCAUAAUUUAUGUAAUUAUUAACACAAUUUUGUUAAGUGUUUGCCAAUUAAUUAUUUAUAGGAAUAUCUAUGGAUUAGGUACUUAAUUUCUGUUUGCUUGAAAAUUGCCAAUCUAAUACCGGAAAACAAAAAAAUGUCUCUUGGACCAAUACAUGUAAUCAGGCAAAAAAAUAUAUGUUCUGCUGCUGUGAUAUUUUUACAUGGAUCAGGUGAUACAGGACAAGGAGUACUAGAUUGGUUAAAAUUUCUCGUAGGUGAUUUUGCCUUGCCGCAUAUUAAAUUUUACUUUCCAACAGCUCCGCUUAUACCAUACACGCCGUCAAAUGGAGAACUGAGUAAUGUUUGGUUUGACAGGUAUGACAUUACACCUGAAGUCCCUGAACACGAAGAAAGUUUGAAUGUAAUUAGCCAGGAAAUACAAGGAUUGAUAAAAACGAUUCGUAAGGAUGAUAAUCUUCCUCUUCAUAAAAUUGUUGUAGGUGGAUUCUCUAUGGGUGGCGCCCUAGCACUUCAUACGGCUUAUAGAUUCUCUCCAGGAUUGGCUGGAGCCUUUACACUAUCAUCUUUUUUAAAUACUGAUUCAGCAGUAUAUAAACAAGGACAAGCUUUUGAUACACCUCUUUUUAUGUGUCACGGAGAUCGGGAUACAAUGGUGCCACUUUCUUGGGGUCACAAAACGCACGAAAAUUUGAAAAAAUUAGGGAUCGAUGCUGAAUUUCAUGUCAUCAAAAAUACGAUGCACGAAAUGAAGAAACAUGAAAUAUUAAAUCUUUUUCAAUGGAUUCAAAAAAUUUUAUCUGAAAAGAGACAAACUGAUUCACAGUGAAGUGAAAUAUUAUAUAGCUAAUAUGUACAAUGUGUGAACAAUUUAAAAAAGUAAAGUUCCUUUUUAGUUAAAGUAGUCUUAAUAUGCAAAUUUAAUACCAAAAGUUACUUUUCUCUUAGAAAAUUGAACUGUUUUCUGUGUCUAUUAAUUUCGAAUAAAAUGUGUGGUAAAAAGAUAUAAAAAAAAGACGAGC